UCUCCCUUUCACACUUCUAGUGGUUCUUGCUUUCAACCUGCUGCCGGGCAGCCAUGGCAGCCUUUUUGCGGGACGCGCAUGGUGACAGCGCAGCGAAGCUGUGCAUGCUUGUGAUUGGCAUCGGCUACCUUUUUCCCAUUGCAGCAAUCUGGGCGGCCUUUGACUACUGGAAGGUCCUUUUCCCUGACGCCAAUGUGGAGUUUGCAGUAACUGCACUGUAUCAGGUUGGCUCCAUCAUCACUGUUGCCGCUUUGUCAUUCACAGACUCCUUUGUGCUUGGGCGCCGCAUCCUGGGUGGCUUCUCGGGGCAAUUUCUAUGCCUUGCUGGCAUCCUUGCUUUCAGGUGGCUUCCUGUCGCACCAGCGAUGCUUUAUCAUCUACUGCUUGGAGUUGUUUUGCUGUGCUCGGUGGCGACUGGCUACUUAGACUCGGCGCUUCUUUCACUGUGCUCACAGUACAGCUCAAACAUGCAGCAGUACUUGCAGAUAGGUAUUGGCUUUGGUACCCUGGUUUCGGUCAUUUACCGCGACGCGACCAAGCUGCUUAUGUCCCAUGACAUUGCGGACGCUACAUGUGCCUAUUUCAGCAUUGCUUUGGUCACAGUCAUUGUGUGCAUUUUGGCAUACAGGCUCCUCAUGACACUUCCAGUCUCACGGCACGUGACGGACAGAACGGACCUUGACGAGAAGCUGUUGGACAAAGCCUCCCGCUUGGAGUCACCACUGCCAUAUGCUUGUGGCUUCAGCCCUUGUGGGGCGAAAGACUCUGAGGAGUCUGCACUUGGGCCCAGUGACUUCAAUUGCGAGGCUGGCACGAGCUUCAGAGCCGUGCUCAAAAUGGUGUGGUUUAACCAAUUAGUGAUUUUGCCAAUUUCGUGCUCACGUCUUUUUGCUACCCCGGACUCAUCACCGCAAUUCCUUGUAGGCAGAUGGAGUGGUUGCGAAGGGGUCACUGGUUUCAGACAAUCCUCCUUACAGUGUUUACAUUGUUUGACAUUUCAGCCCGAUUCAUCACGCAUAUUCGGUUUGGCCUCUACUAUGGAAACAUCCAGGCCGAGGGUGCCUGCUGUGAUGCAAAGGUAAUCACGAAAGGUAGCUUGAGCUACCUGAGUUCUCCUUGCUUUAGCAAAAAUGUAUUACAAUCAGGAGUUGGGAUUGUGCAUUGAAUUUGGUCCUGUAAGAGUUGAUUCUGUUCGUCGGGGGGGGGGCCCCCCCCCCCCUGGAUCAAAUCCCCCCUGCGCCGGUUCACGCCAUCGUGGACUUCUACCAGGGUUACUUGUGAUUGCCUGCUACCUUUCGUUCACCCCCUCCUCUCUCAAGUAUUCUGAUCCUGAUAUGAUUUGACACUUGACAUCCAUGCGCCUUGCACACGAACUCGAACUGUUCAAAUCGUCGCAUGGAACGCACUGUGAUCGGAAUCCCCGGCUUGCAGUGGACUGCCGUCAUACGAGCUAUUCUACUUCCUUUGAUGAUCUAUUGUGCCGCCGUUGCCAUGGCCUAAGCUUGCGGUCCGGGAAGGUCCCACAGUCCCAAACCCUACGGCGUUUGAUUCGGUUUUGCCCUGGGACAUAUCAAACCAGGUUUCUAUAUCAAGGAUUGAACAGUUGGCAGAUGCAGGCAGUUGUGCGCCAAGGAGACAGGUAGCGACCUCCUCUCUAUGGCCGUCGUUGCGGCGUUUGGUUUCCUGAACGGAUACUGCGCGUCCUUGAGCCUGAUCGUCAUCAAUGAAAUCCCCAGCCUAAGCACCGAGCAGCUGAAGACGUGUGGACGAAUUUCCGCCUGCUCUGUGAACAUUGGCCUUUGCGUAGGCUCACUUGGGGCCUCUGCCUUGGCCAGUGCCCUCUUGAAAGCAAACUAGUCGCCUUGCCAGCACUGUAAAGUUGCAGCUUUAAACGCGCGACAUGCAAGUGCUUCAGUAGAAUGUUCAAGACAUUUUAAGACUCUUUGCUGCCGCAAUGCAGCUGAAGAUGAUCUAAUUCUGCGACCACGACGGUUGAUGAAGUGAA
Molecule: messenger RNA, 2005 nt
Organism: Durusdinium trenchii
Lineage: Eukaryota; Dinophyceae; Suessiales; Symbiodiniaceae
Source: the annotation of a GenBank genome assembly